UUAGAAGAUAGUUUUGUUUCUUUACUCGAUUUACUUGUGUAAUCAAUACAUAGACACAAUGGAUUUCGCUAUCAUUCAAGUGACAUCAGGAGGUAAGAAGGUAGUCCAGCUCCAAAACAUCUUUCUGAGCGAUGAUGAUAACAAAUACACAAUCCGUGGAACAAAGGAUUUGAUCAAACAAGCUGAUAAUGGCCGCAGUAAAACUCUCCGUGUUUCAAUCAACAAGAAAUUGAUAGCUUGUACUGUUAUAGAAAUAAGUGAUGACAAAGAUUAUUUGUCAAGCAAAAUAAAAAGUCCAAUGCUUGGCCGUGGAAAAAGAUUGAAACCAGUUAAGAGGCUCAACUUCUCGCCUGGAAUGAUGAAAGAUAAUUCAGUACCAUCAAGGAAGGUUCUUUCAAAUCGAGAAACGAACCAGGCUAUUGCUCAAAAGGUAAAAAAAAUUAAAAUCGUACAAUCUAAAAAUGUGUCCCAAAGAGAAAGAGUUAUCAUUGAGAGGAUGAGAAAGAAAUUGAAAGAAAAUGCACAAACAACUGAGGUUGAACCUGAUCCUGUUGAACCCAAUCCUGGUGAACCUAAUCCUGUUGAACCCAACCCUGUUAAACCUAUUCAUAAUGAACCCGGUACUUUUACGUCUAUUCCAAGCAUUGGAUUACCAGCAGAUAAUGCUUUAUCUAGUGGAACAUCGGGAAAUUCGAAUCAACAGGAGAAAAAUGAUAUUCUAAUUGAAAAAAAUUCAAACGGUAAGGAUGUAGCGAUCAAUAAUGCGGAAUUGAUGAAACAACUAGAAAAAUUGCGAAGAGAAAAUAACCUACUGCUCCAAAAAUCAAGAAACCUGAAACGCCAAUCACAGGUGACACGAGCGAAUCAUUCAGAGCAAUGA
Molecule: messenger RNA, 880 nt
Organism: Cotesia congregata
Lineage: Eukaryota; Metazoa; Arthropoda; Insecta; Hymenoptera; Braconidae
Source: the annotation of a GenBank genome assembly